UCUCUUCGGCUUCCUAGCAAAAGAGAUGAAUCCAUGAAACGCCACGGGCAAUGAUGGACAUCGCUGUACUUCCCUUGCCAUUUUAACCCAUCUCCUUCGCAUGCGAUCUUCUCCCUAUGGAGACUGCUCCACUCUCCUUUCGUUUCCUCCGUUUCUCGCCUCCACUGUUUCCCCAGUUGCUCCAUCCAUUCCGUCGCUUCAAUCCCUUGCUCCACAGAGAUCACUCCUCUUGCGCUCGAUGUCGUAAUCGGAAGGCCGUCUUCGUUGCCUGCUCGGUCUCCACUGCUCCCGCCCCGAUUCCCUCCAGCUAUGGCGGAUGGGACGACGCGGAGCUCCUCGACGAAUCCUACAGGUCGGGUACGCUCGAUUCGAUACGGAGCUUCUUGGCUUCUCUGGGAAUCACCGACGGGAAGCACGGGUUCCUCUUCUUGUUGGGGUUCCUCUCCGCCUUGGCGGUGUCUAGGGUAAGGGUUUCUUCCAUGGCUGUAUUGCCCCUUUCGGUUGUGGUCUUUGUUGUUGGAUUCUCGGCUGGAGUGGCUCGGGCAGGGGUUGCAAGUGGUUCAAUUUGGGAUCUUGACGACAAAUUGAACGAUUUGAGGGACUUUCUGAAGGAAUUGGAUGAUAAGAUGUCCGGUUUAAGAAGCGGAUUGGAGGAAGGCGUCAAGUCAAAUCGUUUGGAGAAGAGCAAACUAAAGAACUUCAUUGAGGUUGUCGAGCAUAUGAAAUUGAUAAUGGGGCAUGCCCAGGUGACGAUAGAGAGUUUCUCUUCAGGUAACAUUGUGGAUUCACAGAUGGACUCUGAACAGGGGGGAAAGAAAUCGAGUUAUAAGCUGAGCCGUAAAAGAAGAGAAUUGGGAACGAUUGUGUAUGAUCUCGUCCAGUUAUUUGGAAGCUUGUUUCAGGAGAACAUCACUGGAUUGAAACCAUUAAAGGGGAAGGAUGCAGUCAAUAAGGUAGAGUUCAGAGAGCAAGCAGAGUCCAUGAAGGAAGAUAGUGCAUUAUCUGUCCUGAAAGCAUCACCUGAGAUUAGCGAGAACGGUGUAAAUACAUCAUCUUACAAAAAGCUAGAUGGUUCCAAGGUUGAAAAAUCUGAACUGUCAUUAGGAGGAGUGGAAAGAGAUGCUUCAGAGAUGCUUAAGGUCAAAAUAACGGCAGGUCAAAAUAGUAGAUCAGGGAUCACCCCAAAGAAAUUCAAUCACUCUGGAGAUCAGAGAUAUGGAAACCGUGUCCCCUCACAUGAUGAAGUACUUAACAACCUAAAUACAAGUUUCCACUUCAUGACCAAGCAAGAACGUUACCAGAAAAUGGUUUUCCGGCAUAAAUAUCAAAACAUCAUGCAGAAUGAGAUGCAUAAUUCUGCAGAUGGUAAUGCCAACCAAAAGGAAAUACAAAGCAUGGACCUUUUUAAUGAAUCUGCAGAAUCAUCACUAUUGGAACAAAUGCUUGAAGUACAUGAUCAAUCCUCUUUGCAUGCUCUUGAGCAAAAUAGCAACAAGAUAAAGAAUAAACUUGAAAAUGACAGUGAUUUUAUAGACCAAUCUGAUGAUAGUUGUAAUGAUUUGGAAGUGAAAUUUGAUGACCAAUCUGUUCGACAUCCAACUGAUGGUGUAAGAGAAGGCAAAACUAUGUUGUCAUCAUCAUCAUCAUCGAUGGUUUCAACUGAUGAAGAAUUUAAUCAAAAUGUCAAAGAGGCCUCAGAACUCCAAAGAAGAGCUAGGGUAUAUAUGAAGAGUCAAACUGAUGAAGCAGCUGCAGAUGCCUUACUAUACAGAUCAGCAAUAUUACUUUCGACAGCAGUUGCUUUGAAGCCAAUGAGCUUGCUGGCUAUAGGUCAGUUGGGGAACACUUAUCUUCUGCAUGGGGAGCUUAAGUUGAAGAUUAGUAGAGAAUUGAGAGUUCUCUUAUCCAAAAGUGAUGCCAUUUUAAAGCAGAAAUUAUGUAGUUUACGGCUAAAGAAACUUGAUAUUCACAACAUGAGCCGAGAGAAUGUCGCUGCUGUCCUUAUUGAUGUUUGUGAAGAAUGCGAAGAACUUCUUGUUGAGGCUGGAAGAAAAUACAGAAUGGCAUUGACAAUUGAUCGGAGUGAUGUUCGAGCCCUUUAUAAUUGGGGUCUUGCCCUAUCCUAUCGUGCUCAGUUAAUUGCAGAUAUUGGACCGGAAGCAGCUGCUGAUGCUGACAAGGUCUACAUGGCUGCAAUUGAUAAGUUUGAUGCUAUCACAUCUAGAAGCAAUAUAUAUGCCCCAGAUGCCUUGUACAGAUGGGGCAUAGUGCUCCAGCAGCGAUCUAAUUUGCGACGAAAUAAUAAAGGAGAGAAGCUGAAACUUCUACAACAGGCAAAGAGCCUGUUCGAAGAUGUGCUCUUUGUGGAGUCAGAUAAUCGGCUCGCAAGAGAAGCUCUAUCUUCCUGCCUACUUGAACUUAAUCACCAUGGGCGGUGGUGAUCAUCUGUUUGAUUCUUGAUACAGUUCCAUCUGGUUCUUAGUUCGAGUGCAUGAAUUGAUUUUUGAGCUCCUCCAAAGAUAGUCGAAUGCCUCGAAGCCUUUGAUCAUUAUCCGAGGUUCUGCAGCCUGUACUGUGUGAAUGCUGGACCUAACAACAAGGAUAAGUUCUGUACCUGGUUAAGACUGGUGCUUUGUGGGCACCCUGUUGUUCCCCUACAUUUUUGGUCGGCAAACAAAUUUGGUUGUGUAACAAGCACCAAUUAAUAGGCGUCUUGUCAGUUCUUAAGUACCUCAUAGCUUUCUUCCAAAUCUUGUAACGUAUCUCACAUUUUACCUCAUGUACAUUGGAGAGGAAGUUAUAUUAUGGAACAAAUAAGCGAAGAAAUUAAUAGAAAGUUUCAGAUGUGGAAAUUGAUGACCUUUCUUCA
Musa acuminata subsp. malaccensis (wild Malaysian banana) is the source of this 2869-nucleotide messenger RNA. RefSeq lists its product as uncharacterized. Gene Ontology annotation, molecular function: protein binding. The record is from RefSeq and is a predicted model, not a curated record. Lineage: Eukaryota; Viridiplantae; Streptophyta; Magnoliopsida; Zingiberales; Musaceae.